AUGUGGAGACCUAUGCAGAAGGAACGAGCGUGUCAAGGAACUCUAACGGACGCGAACGAAUCAGCUGAACAGAUAUGCAUGCAGACGUGGAGGCCAAUGGAGCAGAAACGAACACAUCGAGAACUCAUAACGGAAAUUGACGAAUCUCGUGAACCAGAUCAGAUAUCGAGCAAACCGCCUUUGUGGCAUAACGUUAAAGCAAUAAAGCUUCUCCAAAUAUCAACCAACCACGACAAUCAAACAACGGAGUUGUGA
Anisakis simplex (herring worm) is the source of this 255-nucleotide messenger RNA. NCBI's taxonomy places the organism in Eukaryota, Metazoa, Nematoda, Chromadorea, Rhabditida, Anisakidae. The record is from the annotation of a GenBank genome assembly.